GCGCCUUCGCCGAGAGCAUAUUUACAUAUUCAAAUUUCGCGCUCUUUUUACAAGAUCGCAGGCGGCGAAAUUCAACGACACAACAGUGGUCGCGCCGCCACUCGGCAGAUGUCGCAGCUCGUCGCGGUUUAUUUGAAAGAUGAGCGACAAUGAAAAUGAUCUCUUCAACUUUGAAUCCGAUCACUUGGCUUUAAGAGGAAACAGGGACUACAGCGAAACUCUGAAAACCAUGUUCGUUCUGGAGGCGCAGAGGCAACAGGCCAUCAAGGACUAUAAUCGAGUGAUCAAGUUAAAGAAUGAAUGUCUGGAAGACCCUCUGCUGUGCGUGCAGAAACUCAGGGAAGGAGACCUGGGUGUACCGAACAUGCAGAUACUGGCAGAAAUACCCAAGAUCAAUUGGUCAAAAUUUAACAUUAAGGUGCCGCAACAGUAUCUAAAACAAAUCACAAAUGACUUCAUGAACAAAGAUGUUAGGAUGGAGGAGAAAGAUAAUAAAAUAAGAAGCAGUUCUUGGACCACAGAAGAACAAAGAAAGCUGGAUGAGCUUCUAAUCAAAUAUCCUCCUGAAGAGAUGGAGUCCAAGAGAAUACGUAAAAUAGCAAAUGAAUUAGGGACUAGAACACAGAAACAAGUAUCCAGCAGAUUGCAGAAGUAUUAUUUGAAGUUGGUGAAGGCUGGACUUCCUGUUCCUGGCAGAUUGCCAAAGUCCAGAAGCCAUGACAAGAAAUCUUCAUUUAAGUCAAAAAGAUUCGGGAAACAUGCGUAUAUGAAGCCAUCGACAUUCUUUCCAGACUUAGACAUUCCUGUAGUAAUGAACGAAUGCGAAGAUGCACCAGGUCCUAGUCAAGCGUCGAAACUGCCCGAUCCGAACACAUCCAACUACUUACUCUCCAACAACUAUCACGAAGACAAAUCGGAACCGGUCAAAUCGGACGUCGACAUUCAACUGGAUUUGCUCAAGAAAAUCAGAUUGGAGAAAAUGUACGAGGAGUCUGAUGGAUACCAAAAGUUCCAGCAUUACGGAUACAAAUGCGAUUAUUGCGAAGAAGAUCCUAUCGAAGGUAGCCGAUGGCACUGCACGAAUUGCUCUUCCGAUUCGGUGGACUAUUGCACGGAUUGCAUGAUGUCGCAGCUGUAUUCGGAAACGCCUCAUUCGCUUAGCCACAAGUUCAUCAUAGUUCGUAGCGACAAAGAGAUCGUGAAUUCGAGCAGCUCUGAUGUGGAUUCGCAGAGCGGCGAGAGUUCGGCGAAGAACGACGAAUGCAGUAACUUCAGUACCAGCGAGUCUUCUGAGAGCGAAGACGAGUCUCCUCCUCCACCACCUCAGGUAGCUGAGACCGUUGUAUCUCCGCCGAAGCAGCAUCAGUUCACGGAAAGCAGUGAUUUUAGUUUAAAGAUUAGUGAGAGCUGCCCAGUAAAUAUAUUUGAAACCGGUGAUGAUACGAGCAUGAACAACGGCAACGGCAUCAAACUGACUGACUCGCAAAGGGUAUCUUAUAACUACUUGCAUUCUAGCCUGCUGCUGGACAGUUGACAGAAGUUUGUACGCAAACUUAGAUUGUUAGUAGUUGUAUUAUCAUGAUUAAUAUUAUUAUUAUUGUUCGCAAGUCCAUCCAUCCACAUAUAUUUUUUCAUUUUCUUUAGUUCGCAGUAUACGUAGUGCAUAAAUAGGUAUA
Molecule: messenger RNA, 1676 nt
Organism: Nicrophorus vespilloides
Lineage: Eukaryota; Metazoa; Arthropoda; Insecta; Coleoptera; Silphidae
Gene: Atac1
Exons: 5
Coding region: 140-1534 (464 amino acids)
Molecular function (GO): zinc ion binding
Source: RefSeq, a predicted model, not a curated record